Messenger RNA from Drosophila novamexicana, 712 nucleotides. RefSeq lists its product as uncharacterized. The transcript is spliced from 2 exons. The record is from RefSeq and is a predicted model, not a curated record. Lineage: Eukaryota; Metazoa; Arthropoda; Insecta; Diptera; Drosophilidae. Bases 132 to 467 code for a protein of 111 amino acids.
CACAAGCACAAGUCAAUGUAACGUUAGUUAACAGAAAGAAAAAAACAAUAACGUUAGCACAAAUUUUGGCAAACAUCCGUAAAAUUUAACAAUUUUCUAAUUUCUAAUCGCUGGAAUUUCGAGUCCCAAGCAUGAUUUAUAUUGACGUAUCUGAAAACAUGAAUCAAACCCUUCAGCGUGUUAUCGAGAUCGAGAUGCGUAUGCAACGGAUCGUGGAACAUUUCCAGAACCUGAAUCAGGCAGUGACUGAGCCAUUUUUAAAUUGUAAGACGAAUCGGGAUGUUUACAGCAAAGAAGGAAUAGAACGCGUGGCACAGCGGUUGCCGUUCCGCAAGGAGAAGGCACGGCUAUGGCGAAAGAGCUGCAAUUCGGAGCUCUUUAAAGACAGCUUGAUCCUCCCAGCUGGAAGGGAGGUAGUUCAGACCUCCCAGGGAGAAUCAAGAGGGAAAAAGAAUCAUCAUAUCUGACUACUUUAGAUUUGGACCCAAUUUUAACGAGAGUGGACAGAGAGUGCUCUUCACAUAUACUUUUUCUUUAAGAUUGGACCCAAUUCUGGAGAGCUUAAACUAUUCCAUAUCAAAAACUCGGCGCAUAUUUGAGUUCCCAAGCUGGCCUUUAUGGUAACUGGCGAAUGUACUUUCAGGGAUAGAAUAAGUUUUGAAUCAUAAUAAAAUUUGCUGAAUACUUGGAUGAAUUCCAAAGAUGAAAUGUA